This is a messenger RNA of Eleginops maclovinus (Patagonian blennie), 3354 nucleotides long. It is a transcript of the gene egln3, whose product is annotated as egl-9 family hypoxia-inducible factor 3. NCBI's taxonomy places the organism in Eukaryota, Metazoa, Chordata, Actinopteri, Perciformes, Eleginopidae. The record is from RefSeq and is a predicted model, not a curated record. Gene Ontology annotation, cellular component: cytoplasm; nucleus. Gene Ontology annotation, biological process: cellular response to hypoxia; peptidyl-proline hydroxylation to 4-hydroxy-L-proline. Gene Ontology annotation, molecular function: L-ascorbic acid binding; ferrous iron binding; peptidyl-proline 4-dioxygenase activity.
AAAUAACUGAAAACCGCGAAGAAGAAUGUGUGGAUUUCACCUUUUCCAGGUGGUAUUGUUUUUGAUAAAUUGUCUCUCAUUUAAAAUGGACUGAAUUGAUCGGUUACACUUUUGAACAAGCCUGAUAUUGGUGUUGAUUCUACUGAGAUGUGGCUCAAAAGUUCGCCCUCCUUUCAGACGGGCGGGAGGCAGCACGAGGGCUACAUGCUGCUGGUGGAGUCCUCAAUGGCGGCGGGAACGCCCAGUGCGCGGGCACGCAGCCUGGUGGUGUGCACGGGUUAUGUAUUGACUUUAUUUACAAUUUAUCAAUACAAAAAACAAUAGAUUGUUAAACUGAUUGAUACAAACAAUAUAUGUUUAGCUUAUAGACUUACAAUGUAGGUUCGUUCAGUUUUGGGGUUAUUAUUUUGGUAAUUGUGCACUUUAUUUCCCAGAAUUCAGGUUAAAAUGUUUGACAUCAGGAUUAACAAUAUGUCAUUAAACAAUAAAGGUUAUAAUAAUGAAAAGGGGUUGGUGUCUAACAGUAAUGAGUCCUCCCUCCUCCCUCAUAGUAAACAUUACAUCCAGCACGUCUCACUUUUCUCCCUCAUCGCACUCCCUCAAUGCAAAACAGCGAGGAUGCAACCGGAAGUUCCAUAGUAGUCCUUCAAUGUAAAAGCUUGAUUCGCCGUGGCUGCAAGUGUGCUUUAAAGUCACAUAAUAGAGAGAAAUGCCUAUUACAAUCUUCAGAGCAAUCAUAAUCUGCACAACAAUAAACACAGUAAGAGAAAGUCAAAUGUAAAACGAAUCAACAAACAUAGAUGGUAAAUAGGGUACAAUAGUACAAGUGUUACAUCAUAUCUGUUUUUAUAAAUGAAAGAGCUGUGCAGUGGUUUUGCAGGAAUGCAGCAAAGUGAACAAUAAUGACAUCUUUAAAUUGUAUGUUUUUCCCACAUAAAAACAUGUAAUCAAAGCCCAAAAAUGUCCAUUUCCGUGUCACAAAUUCUAAUGAAAACCAAAAUAUAUCCAGUUUAAAGUGGUUUGAAACAGGAAAGCAAAAGUAAAUGUAAAGUGUUCAUGAUUGAUUCAUGUAAUCCCUGAAUACGAUUUACCUGUAGAUACGUCAGUUAUUCCCUUAAUAAAUUAAAGUUUUGUCACCACACUUGUAAAGCUAUUUCUUUCAUAAAAACACAAAGACAAGACAUGGUAUUUGGUUUUCCGGGUAGAUAAAGAACAACCAAUAAUAAUCAAUGGAAGGACAGGAUUACACUUUGGAUCCAAAGCAGCACUGCGUUUAUUUUGAAAUUCACAUCCGGACGUCCUAUAUCUGCACACCUGCUGCCUUGACAGUGUUCAGCCUCCAUAAGAGCUCGCAGGAUCACCCCUGCAGCAGUCAUUGAAUCACUGAUCCUCUGUGUUUACUGUUCUACUUCUUCUGACAUCACAGUGCGACAAACCCACUCUCUGCAGAAACUAUACUCUUUCUGAGAUAAUUUUUCACAUAAAAUCAAAGUUAUUCAGCACUGAAAUAACUUUUGACACUUUCCAGAAUCUGAGUUCAUUCCAACACUGACCCAAUGCCUUUCAUCGAGCACGUUUCCGACGCUGAUCUGGAGCGUUGGGCUCUGGAGCGGGUCGUCCCGGCGCUGCAGGCUUACGGGUUCGGUUAUGUGGACGGAGUGCUGGGGGAUCUGGCCGGGGAGGCGGUGCUGCAGCAGGUGAUGGAGAUGCACCAAUCCGGGGUGUUGCAGGACGGCCGGCUGGCAGGCCCGGUGCCCGACGUGCACCGGAGGAGCAUCCGCGGGGACAAGAUCGCCUGGGUGAGCGGGGCGGAGCGCGGCUGCGAGGCCAUCAACUUCCUGCUGAACCUGAUCGAUAAACUCAUCGUGUGUGCAGGCCGGCUGGGGAGCAAGAAUAUCCGGGAGAGAUCAAAGGCCAUGGUGGCGUGUUACCCUGGAGACGGGGCGGGUUACGUCAAACACGUGGACAACCCCAACUCUGACGGGCGCUGCAUCACCUGCAUCUACUACCUCAACAAGGACUGGAACGCCAAGGAGCAUGGCGGAGUCCUCAGGAUUUUUCCCGAGGGGAAAUCCUUCGCGGUCGACAUCAAGCCGCUGUUCGACCGGCUGCUCUUCUUCUGGUCCGACCGCAGGAACCCUCACGAGGUGCAGCCCUCCUUCGCCACCAGGUACGCCAUCACUGUUUGGUAUUUCGACUCGGAGGAGAGAGCCGAGGCGAAGAGACGCUUCAAAAACCUGACAGAUUCCACUCUGAAGGAUCGUUUGGAGGUGUCGUCCUCUGGUGUUUGACUCCCUGAUGCUCAAAGCUUCUGGAAAAAGCUGAAAGAAAAGUAAAAAAAAAAAAAGACGUCACUCUUCAGCAGAUGAACCUGCCCCCCACCCCCCCUCUCUCUCCGGUCGGCCUGCAGGCUGCAGAGCUGCUGAUGAUGCGUUCAGGUGUCCUGCGGCUGCUCUGGACUUUCCUGCUUUACCUGCAAACUCUCCGCUGAGGCAAGGUGGAGAGAGGACUCCGCCUUCCGCUCGCUUCACACUACAGGAGGAGGAGAGAAGACGGUCAUGAGACUUUCAACCUGUGUGAUGGGAAUGUGUCGUACCGUUACACGUUCUUUAUUCAUCUUUGGAAAAAGGUGAAGACACACAGGGGUGUUUGGUCAUGGAGGAACUUAAGGGAACUGUUUACUAGGAAAUGACUUCUGAUUUUAGACUGAUGUUAUGUUGAAAUCUGCAACGAGAAGGGAUUGAAGAUGGAGAGAGGCGGAGUCCGUGUCAAAGAUCAUGAACCUUCAGAAGUCAGGACAGAUAAUAUAUGGACUCCAUGUCUUGUAUUGAUGUAAAGUUCAGAGUCCUUAAGUCAUGAAAUAAUGUGUGCAUCCAAGAAACCAUGGUGUUCUUGUUUGCACAGCAUUUGGACCUUUUCAUAUGUGCACAAAUGUAUUUCUUGUGCACACUUAUUCAUACAUUUCAGGAAUUAAAUCGUGAAAAGCUUAACUUAUGAUUGGCAUGAGACCACUUUUUAAUUCCUCACCUUAUUUCACGCCUUACUUUUUGUUUCUGAAUCUCAAACUGAGAGGAAGAUGGAUUCAAAUGAUGCAGCGGAUUUGAUGGACAGCGUGUGUUGUGUGUGUGUGUGUGUGUGUGUGUGUGUGUGUGUGGGGGAUGAAUUAUUAAUGCAGCUCUUCAGAGACGUCGCCCUGAAAGAGUAGCGCCUUACUCACCGCAGCCUUUCGGGACUCCAUGAGAGGCUUUUUAACAUCACAUGGUUGGUGUUACUGCUCUGUGAUUGGUUUAGGAAGACUUCUGUCUGAUGAUAUUUACAGACAUGUGGAAUAAAACCUGUGUUUAAAAAACUGGA